Molecule: messenger RNA, 2993 nt
Organism: Phodopus roborovskii (desert hamster)
Lineage: Eukaryota; Metazoa; Chordata; Mammalia; Rodentia; Cricetidae
Gene: Exoc4
Product: exocyst complex component 4
Exons: 18
Coding region: 51-2978 (975 amino acids)
Biological process (GO): exocytosis; chemical synaptic transmission; Golgi to plasma membrane transport
Cellular component (GO): exocyst; synapse; growth cone membrane
Source: RefSeq, a predicted model, not a curated record
CUCCGCGUCCCCGGUCCUGUCAAGCACCUGCCUCUCGCUCCCGUACCAAGAUGGCGGCAGAAGCAGCUGGUGGGAAAUUCAGGAGCACAGUCAGCAAAAGCAAAGACCCCUCGGGGCUGCUCAUCUCGGUGAUCAGGACUCUGUCUAUUAGUGAUGAUGUUGAGGAUAGAGAAAACGAGAAAGGUCGCCUUGAAGAAGCCUAUGAGAAGUGUGACCGUGACCUGGAUGAAUUGAUCGUUCAACACUACACAGAACUGACAACGGCCAUUCGCACUUACCAGAGCAUCACAGAGCGUAUCACUAACUCCCGGAAUAAAAUCAAGCAGGUAAAAGAGAAUCUACUCUCCUGCAAGAUGCUGUUGCACUGCAAACGGGAUGAGCUUCGUAAACUGUGGAUUGAAGGAAUUGAGCAUAAGCAUGUACUGAACCUGCUGGAUGAAAUUGAGAACAUUAAACAAGUGCCUCAAAAACUGGAACAGUGCAUGGCCAGCAAGCACUACCUUAGUGCCACCGACAUGCUGGUGUCAGCGGUAGAGUCUCUGGAGGGCCCACUGCUCCAGGUGGAAGGACUCAGUGACCUCAGGCUGGAGCUUCACAGCAAGAAGAUGAACCUGCACUUGGUUCUCAUAGAAGAACUGCACCGGCACCUGUACAUCAAAUCCACUAGUCGAGUCGUGCAGCGUAACAAAGAAAAAGGCAAGAUGAGUUCUCAUGGCAAAGAUGCCUCUCCUGGACCUCUGAUUGAUGUUACAAACAUCUCUACCCCACGCAAAUUCCUUGAUGCCACUCAGUAUUCUGCUGCUGGCAGUUCCAGUGCGAGGGAGAUGAACCUGCAAGACAUCAAGGAGGACUUGGAGUGUGAUCCGGAGGAGAACAGCACUCUUUUCAUGGGAAUUCUUAUCCAGGGACUGGCCAGGCUGAAGAAGAUCCCUGAGACAGUUAAAGCCAUCAAAGAGCGCUUGGAACAGGAACUAAAGCAGAUUGUGAAGAGGUCAACCACUCAGGUGGCAGACAGUGGCUAUCAGAGGGGAGAGAGCCUCACUGUGGACAACCAGCCAAGGUUACUUCUAGAACUGCUGGAGCUGUUGUUUGACAAGUUUAAUGCUGUAGCCACCGCACACUCUGUGGUGCUGGGGUACCUGCAGGAUUCUGUUGGGACCCAACCGACUCAGCAGGAAGACAUUAAAUUAUACGAUAUGGCAGAUGUGUGGGUGAAGAUCCAAGAUGUGCUGCAGAUGCUGUUGACUGAGUACUUGGAUAUGAAAAACACACGGACUGCAUCAGAACCAUCAGCUCAACUAAGCUAUGCCAGCACUGGACGAGAGUUCGCAGCCUUUUUUGCCAAGAAGAAACCACAAAGGCCAAAGAAUUCCCUUUUCAAGUUUGAAUCAUCCUCCCAUGCUAUCAGCAUGAGUGCCUAUCUGCGAGAACAGAGAAGGGAACUCUAUAGUCGGAGUGGGGAACUUCAAGGAGGUCCCGAUGACAACUUAAUUGAAGGUGGAGGAACAAAAUUUGUCUGCAAACCUGGAGCCAGAAAUAUCACUGUUAUAUUCCAUCCAUUACUGAGAUUUAUUCAGGAGAUUGAGUAUGCCUUAGGACUUGGCCCUGACAAACAGUGUCCCCUUCGAGAGUUUCUCACCGUGUACAUCAAAAACAUCUUCCUCAGUCAGGUCUUGACUGAGAUCAACAAGGAGAUUGAAGGAGUCACCAAAACGGCAGACCCCUUGAAGAUCCUAGCCAAUGCAGACACCAUGAAAGUUCUGGGGGUGCAGAGGCCUCUUCUACAGAGCACCAUCAUUGUAGAGAAGACAGUGCAAGACCUCAUGAACCUGAUGCAUGACCUGAGUGCAUAUUCGGAUCAGUUCCUCAACAUGGUGUGUGUGAAGCUCCAGGAGUACAAGGACACCUGCUCUGCAGCCUACAGAGGCAUUGUACAGUCAGAAGAGAAACUUGUCAUCAGUGCAUCUUGGGCAAAAGACGAUGACAUCAGCAGACUCUUGAAAUCGUUGCCAAACUGGACUAACAUGGCUCAGCCCAAACAGCUGAGGCCCAAGAGGGAAGAGGAAGAAGACUUCAUAAGGGCAGCUUUUGGCAAAGAAUCUGAAGUUCUAAUUGGGAACCUUGGUGACAAACUGAUUCCUCCACAAGACAUCCUCCGUGAUGUCAGCGACCUCAAAGCCUUGGCCAACAUGCAUGAAAGCCUGGAAUGGCUGGCCGGCCGAACAAAGUCAGCAUUUGCCAACCUCUCUACAUCCCAGAUGCUGUCUCCUGCUCAGGAGAGCCAUGUGAACAUGGACCUUCCGCCAGUGUCCGAACAGAUCAUGCAAACACUGAGUGAACUUGCCAAGUCCUUCCAGGAUAUGGCUGACCGCUGCCUGCUUGUCUUGCAUCUAGAAGUGAGGGUUCAUUGUUUCCACUAUCUCAUCCCCCUGGCAAAGGAGGGGAAUUAUGCCAUCGUUGCCAAUGUGGAAAGUAUGGACUAUGACCCGCUGGUGGUCAAGCUCAACAAAGACAUCAGUGCCAUGGAAGAGGCCAUGAGCGCCAGCCUUCAGCAGCACAAGUUCCAAUACAUCUUUGAAGGUCUGGGACACCUCAUCUCCUGCAUCCUCAUUAAUGGGGCCCAGUACUUCCGGCGCAUCAGUGAGUCUGGCAUCAAGAAAAUGUGUAGAAACAUUUUUGUUCUUCAGCAGAAUUUGACCAACAUCACUAUGUCACGGGAGGCAGACCUGGACUUUGCAAGGCAGUACUACGAGAUGCUCUACAACACAGCUGACGAGCUCUUGAACCUGGUGGUGGACCAGGGGGUGAAGUACACAGAGCUGGAGUAUAUCCAUGCCCUGACCCUGCUACACCGCAGCCAGACUGGCGUGGGGGACCAGACCAUCCAGAACACCAGGCUGCAGAGGCUCAAGGAGAUCAUCUGUGAGCAGGCUGCCAUCAAGCAAGCCACCAAGGACAAGAAAAUAACCACUGUCUAAUGGUGUGCACCACAG